Molecule: messenger RNA, 1679 nt
Organism: Ipomoea nil (Japanese morning glory)
Lineage: Eukaryota; Viridiplantae; Streptophyta; Magnoliopsida; Solanales; Convolvulaceae
Exons: 3
Coding region: 139-1596 (485 amino acids)
Source: RefSeq, a predicted model, not a curated record
AGUUGCAGAAGUGGCUUGGGAGUAUCUCAUAAAAAGGACGAGACUCGAUCCGGAUCUCAUGAAAGAGAUCAUAGAGCAGGCAACAGGCAUAAUAUUGAUCAAAAUGUGGAAGCGCGAACACAAGGCAAUCAAACUGGCAUGAGGCGAAAUUCUGGAGAGGGAGAAAAUGUCCCAGAAAUUAGUGAAGCAACUCAAAUAGAUGAAGGGGAUGGGGAUCCAAAUGUCACAGAACUUUCGCAAAGCAACCAAAAUGUAACGGAGCUGGCACAAAGCAGUGAUGAGAUGCAAGGACAGACAGAGGAACCCAACGGCAGUAAUAUUGAUCAAAAUGUCCUAGAAAUUAGGGAAGCAACAGGCAACCAGAAUACCACAGAAGAAACACAAGGGGAUCAAGAAGAGAAUCUAAUAAAGGAGUACUACUUGAGUAAAAUUGGAGAAGUUAUAGAAGAAGCAAUGAGUGCUUAUGAUGAUAAUGACAUGGCAAACCCCUUUAAAUUUUUGAUGAUAAAACACGGUUGCUUAUUCCUCCUGCAAAUGUUCUUUUUUCUUGGAAUGGGGGUAGAUAAACUUGAAACUGAGGGUGGACUCCAUGAGAUCCUGUUUGGCAGCGAUGAAAAUGACUACGAAAAUAGGAAGAGGAAGUUCUCUAAGGGUAUGGUGUUUCCUGGCAACCAAAUUCCACUGGUUGUGCUCAAUAAACUGAUCCACCAUUCUUUUUUUAAGAAGCUUGCUUUAAAGCAGGAUUGGAAAAAUCCACCUUCUUCAGAUCUACUCAAAACUGUCCUUUAUGACUUGAUCUUGGACCCUGUGCUCAAAAUGAGUCGAAGCAGCGGUAGCACAUAUUCUGAUCCGAGUAAAGAGUAUACAGACGUACUUCAUGGGCUCCACUGUCGAUGGGUUGGGACGGCUAGAGGCGAGAUCGUUGAAGAGAGUAGUCGUCACCAUUACCAAAAUGGCAACGUUGAUUUAGAAGUCGGGAUUAACAGAAAUUAUUUGGACCCCAAGGAUGAUGAUGAUCAAAGGAUCCCGAGUGCCACAUCAAUGUAUUCUAAAGGUAUCGACUUUAAGGCGGUAAGCGGCAUGGCAAUUAGGGAGAUUCAGAUCAAGGAUCGCAUGCUCAUAGGGAAGGUCCUUCAUUUGCCAGUCUUCACUUUCAAUGAGAUGACGAAGGAUAUGUACACAUAUCUGAAAGCUUACGAGAAUGAUCAGGGCCUAAGGGAAAAGGAGGUAAGUGACUAUCUGCGGUUUCUGUGCGAUAUUGUUCGCAGCGACCAAGACGCUGCGCUGUUAGGACGGAAGGGAGUGAUUGAAGUGGAGCCUCAUCGUAAAAUCCUGGUAGACGAGGUAGCCGUGUAUCUGAAAAAGGUGGCGUGUGCCGGCGACGGUACUUCCACGGACACGCUCCUCCUCCCACUCACCAGCACCCAUCUUCGAAAGGUGAAACUGGACAUCAUUAAGUAUCAUCUCAAACCAUGGUACUCUAAAUUUGUAACCUGCGCUGUGGUGCUGUCCCUGAUAUCAGUUUUCGUAUCAAUCUUAUCAGCCACCUUCGGUAUCCUCAGCUAUUUCUUACAGAGAAAUCGACAUCAUCAUUGAUCCAUCUGUCUCUGAGAGUCUGAGGUAGCUAAGCAAGUUUAGCAAUUUAAGGCUACCCUUCCUUAUCCCUGCUGCAAAUUUCU